GCAGCGUUCACAUCUCUGUGGUCUCAUGAACUCCUGAAGCGUUUCUUUAACCCAGCAUCUCUCACAACUGCUAAAUAUUCAGCGUUUUUGUCAUUAGUAUAGUCAAAUAAACACAGAGAGGAGUUGAAGCUCGUAUGAAGUCCUGGAGAAUUCAAAUGAUCUCCCAGAAGAGCAUUGUAUUGAUCAGAGAUUUACCAGGCGUCCUGAUUUGACGUCUGAAGCGAGUCUCGUGAGGACACAUCAGAAAACUUUCAUACUUCCUGUGUGGCCGUUUCUCUCGCCUGAGUCUGAAGAAACUUCAGAACCGAAUCACAACUCAAUCAAGCAGACACGUCUUCAUCGAUGAUUGUAAUCUAAAAUGCCCCGAUCAUUUUUAGUGAAAAGCAAGAGGGCGGGGCAUCACUCCACACGUUCCGCCCACUCUCAGCGUCAUGACGGAUGGGCAUCUAACAGUUGCUCCCAGGCUCUGGAGCUGCUGCCCUGUACAUCCACCAACAGCAGCUGGACCGAUAACAGCCCUGAUGGAGCUGGAGCUGAACCCACAGCAGUGAAGCAGCCUGGUGUUUAUUCGUCUGACCUGUCGUCUUCUGCUGCGGUGGAGAGACAGACCGAUCUUGAGCGUCUGAUUCAGGCUUUACUCAGUCACCAUCAGCUGACCAAUGUCCAGACGCCGCUGUGUGAGUGUCCACUCUGUGAGAAGCUCCUGUCCUCUGCUGUGGGUUUGACGUCUCACUUGUGCAAGUCACAUGUCCACAAGGCUGCUCUCCCAUUGGCUGGCACCACGAGCCACGCGCAGCAGCACUAUGGGUACAGACCUACAGGAAUCAGGGUAAGGGAGCGGAGUUUUGGCUGUAAGGUUUGUGGGAAGGUAUUUAAGAGGUCGUCGACUCUCUCCACACACCUGCUCAUUCACUCGGACACGCGGCCGUUCCCGUGUCCCUACUGCGGAAAGAGAUUCCACCAGAAAUCUGAUAUGAAGAAACAUACGUUUAUACACACUGGUGAGAAGCCUCAUGUGUGCGUGGUGUGCGGUAAAGCAUUCAGUCAGAGCUCCAAUCUGAUCACACACAGCAGGAAGCACAGCAGCUACCAGCCAUUCAGCUGUCCGCACUGCUCGCUCGGCUUCCAGAGGAGAAUGGACCUACAGCGACACCUACAGACACACUCAGAGAAUGACAGCUUACUGUAUCACGGGACCUGAGAGAGACCGGCUGUAUACAAAACACCUUGCAGGGAUCAUAUAUUUUUGUCUGCUAAAGUUCAAUGUCUAAUGUUGUUUUAGCCUACAAAACUUUUUCUUCUGUCUAACUGUACAUGUUGUUGCACUGUGUUUAAGACCUGUUACAAUUGGCUCUUCGUGGCUCUUACGAUAUAAUUAGUUGUGGUUGACAGUUAUACGUAAUAUGUCCAUUGAUCUUAAUUAUAUACUAAAUAAUUCCAGUUUGGUAACAUAUAUAUAUAUAUAAAAUUUAACACAAAAACUUCUGAAUGUAUAAUAAAACAUGUAUUUCAGUA
Ctenopharyngodon idella (grass carp) is the source of this 1515-nucleotide messenger RNA. Its product is annotated as zinc finger protein Gfi-1b-like. Bases 359 to 1201 code for a protein of 280 amino acids. The transcript is spliced from 7 exons. The record is from RefSeq and is a predicted model, not a curated record. Gene Ontology annotation, molecular function: DNA-binding transcription factor activity; RNA polymerase II cis-regulatory region sequence-specific DNA binding. Lineage: Eukaryota; Metazoa; Chordata; Actinopteri; Cypriniformes; Xenocyprididae. Gene Ontology annotation, biological process: regulation of transcription by RNA polymerase II.